CAUCAUUCUACCCCUAACUGCAGUUGGCCUCUGAGAGCUUCCACCCUGCGUCAACAUCCCAACUUGACAUCCUCGUUGCUACGACCUUGGCAAUGGCAGCCCCAGCCGACGCCGACGAGCGGAAGAAUGACGACAACUUCCUCCACAACUGCGAGUUUGUCAACUUCGGUCUCGGCGACAAGGACCAGAACCCUUGGAUUCACUACGCGUGCUAAUUGGACAGGCCGCCUUACAUGCAAUGUUCCCGCCUGGAACUCAACGACUGCAUCAUCAAUGAUCACGGGGUCCUACGUGGACAACAAAAGGGCGGAUUCGCCAAGAGCUGCAAGGACUGCGUAUACCAUCCCGACAUUGGCAACCUUGUCUGCCAGUGCGCAUUCGGAAGCCCAACCCAGUUUCGCGAGACCCAUAGAUACCUUGGUGAGUACAGCCAUAAGAGCAUGGAGCCAUGCUAUGCCGUGCCGAUAGUCUUUCUGCUGACAUGUUGAUGUAGAUGAUGACGUGUGGCUUUCUGGCAGCAAACUGGGCUGCUUCGGGAUGAAGUCUAGCAGCAAAUGUUGAGUAGGAUUGAGUAGAGCAAGUUACACCACAAGCGUAGUGCCGAUUUGGGAGAAUGCAUGAAAAGCGGGCAAGAAUUCCAUGUGGUAGCUUUAUCUCGUGGCCAUUGUUUGUAGUCUUCCCUCCACGGUGAAAGCUCCGAGUGCUCGCUUGGUCGUCCCCAUCCGGAGACUUAAGUUGGCAGAAGGUAGAACGUAAGGCUCGUAGAAUAUGGUAGCCUCAAAUGGAACAUCGAAGAGUUAACUUUCGGAUUCUGGAGGACAAGAGAGGCGGGGCAAUCUGCAAUU
Messenger RNA from Colletotrichum phormii, 845 nucleotides. RefSeq lists its product as uncharacterized. Bases 234 to 488 code for a protein of 84 amino acids. The transcript has 2 exons. The record is from RefSeq and is a predicted model, not a curated record. NCBI's taxonomy places the organism in Eukaryota, Fungi, Ascomycota, Sordariomycetes, Glomerellales, Glomerellaceae.